Xylaria bambusicola is the source of this 2730-nucleotide messenger RNA. RefSeq names its product glycoside hydrolase superfamily. Gene Ontology annotation, cellular component: extracellular region. Lineage: Eukaryota; Fungi; Ascomycota; Sordariomycetes; Xylariales; Xylariaceae. The transcript has 2 exons. Gene Ontology annotation, molecular function: alpha-glucuronidase activity. The record is from RefSeq and is a predicted model, not a curated record. Gene Ontology annotation, biological process: xylan catabolic process. Bases 93 to 2609 code for a protein of 838 amino acids.
GACGAUGAGGGGAAUAGGGAUGUAUAUACAGUCCUUAUGUCUCGCCUCAUGGUGACCCUAGUGGCUUACGGCUUCACCACUCGUGAACGAACAUGCGUGGGACUUUAUUUCUUACUCCGCUCUGCUUCGGCCUCGUCGCUGCGGAGGACGGUCUGGACGCUUGGCUGAGAUACGCCCGGCUUCCAGACAACAUUGUCCGCCAAGUUGAGAUCCCAACUAGCAUAGUUUCUCUCAACAGCACAGCGACAAGCCCUGUCUACGUCGCCGGCCAGGAACUCCAUAAUGGCAUCAAGGGCAUACUAGGGAGAAAUCUCGAUGUGGCUCACCAAAUUCACAAUAGUAAAUCAAUCGUUGUCGGAACGGUCAGUGCCUUCACGGCAACUGGUGGGAAGACGGACGCCCCGGCGCUCGAGGAGGACGGCUUUUGGCUGAACACCAAAGACAAGACUAUUCAGAUCUUGGGACAGAAUGAACGAGGCGCACUAUAUGGUGUUUUCGAAUACCUAUCUAUGCUCGCACAGGGAAACUUGACCAAGGUCGCCUAUGCUACGAAUCCUAGCGCAUCGAUCCGCUGGGUGAAUCAAUGGGACAACAUGGACGGCACCAUUGAGCGCGGAUACGCGGGCUUGUCAAUCUUCUUCAAGAACAACAAGAUCGUCGCAAACACCACGCGAAUCGCCGAGUACGCGCGCCUCCUUGCCUCCAUCCGAGUCAAUGGAGUAGUUGUGAACAACGUCAACGCGAACCCCAUCCUCUUGAGUGAAGAGAACAUGGCCGGGCUAGGGAGAAUCGCUGACGCGAUGCGGCCAUGGGGCGUGCAAGUAGGAAUCUCGCUGAACUUCGCCUCUCCGCAGACCUUGGGCGGACUGAAGACUUUCGACCCUCUCGAUAAGUCCGUAGUCGCGUGGUGGCAUGACCAGACGGACAAGCUAUACAAGCAUGUCCCUGACAUGGUAGGGUAUCUCGUGAAGGCCAACAGCGAAGGCCAGCCCGGCCCUCUCACUUACAACCGCACCCUCGCAGAUGGCGCCAACCUCUUCGCGAAGGCCGUGAAACCGUACGGCGGUAUCGUCAUGUUUCGCGCGUUUGUGUACGAUAGCCAAAACCUCAGAGAGGCAAACUGGAAAGACGAUCGGGCUAAUGCUGCCGUCGAGUUUUUCGAGGGUCUCGAUGAGAAAUUUGAUGAUAAUGUCGUCGUUCAGGUCAAGUAUGGACCUAUCGAUUUCCAAGUCCGCGAGCCUGUUUCACCCCUCUUUGCGCACCUACAGCAGACGGCCUCAGCCAUCGAGCUACAGAUUACGCAGGAAUAUCUAGGACAGCAGUGCCACCUCGUUUACCUCCCACCUAUGUGGAAGACGAUCCUGGAUUUUGACCUGCGCGUUGACGGGGAGAAGUCUGUUGUUGGCGAGGACAUCUUAUCUGGAAAGCGCUUCAACAAGACGCUUUCGGGCUACGCUGCAGUUGUGAAUGUAGGGCAGAACAUGACGUGGCUCGGCACGCACCUGGCCAUGUCAAAUCUUUACGCAUACGGACGGAUAGCAUGGGACCCGAAGACAGACGAAGUAGCAGUGCUCCAAGACUGGACACGUCUUACAUAUGGACUCGACAGAAAGGUGAUAGACACUAUCACGGAGAUCUCACUGCAGUCAUGGCCGGCGUACGAGAACUACACCGGCAACCUAGGCGUCCAGACCCUCACGGACAUCACGUACAAUCACUACGGCGCGAAUCCGCAGUCGAUGGACAACAACCCGUGGGGCCAGUGGACGCGAGCAGACAGCGACAGCAUCGGCAUGGACAGGACAGUGUGGAACGGAACGGGGUAUUCAGGCCAGUACCCAUCCGAAAUCGCCGCGACCUACGAGAGCAUCGCGACGACGCCCGACGACCUACUCCUCUGGUUCCACCACGUGCCGUACACACACGUCCUCAAGAGCGGCAAGACGGUCAUCCAGCACUUCUACGACGCGCACUACGCCGGGGCCGAAGCAGCAGCUUCGUUCCCGUCGAAAUGGGCGAGUCUAAAGGGUCUGAUCGACGCGCAGCGGUACAAGGAGAUGCUCUUCCGACUGGAAUACCAAGCCGGCCACGCCAUCGUCUGGCGGGACUCGAUCGCGCAGUUCUACAACAACAUCUCUGGUAUCCCCGACGUCGCCAACCGAGUAGGGAAUCACCCCUGGCGCGUCGAAGCAGAAGACAUGACGCUGCGCAACUACAAGGUCACGGGCGUGAACCCCUUCCAAGCGGCCUCGGGGUACCGCAUCGUGCAGACGACGGACAAUUCGACCGCGGCAUCCGUGCAGACGACGCUGGAUUACCCUGCCGGUACAUACGACCUCGCGGUCGCGUACUACGAUUUAUACGAGGGCGAGGCCGAGUACCAACUGUUCCUUAAUGGCAAGAGUCUGGGCGCCUGGGUAGGUGAUCUGGAGCACAAGUUAGGGUAUACGCUUACGCGCGGCAUCGACGCACAUUCCGCGACGCGCGUGACUUUCAAAAACGUGCGCAUUGAGAAGGGCGAUGUCGUGCGUAUCGAGACAGUGCCUAAUGGUCGGGAGACAGCACCGUUGGAUUACAUAGCCCUCCUACCGGCUGGAGUCAUUGAUUAGCGAUGUGUAUCUUUAUUCGAUGCCAGGCUAGUUGCUGGAACAUACAUAGAUGAAGAGACCUAUGUAUAACUCAUAUCUUGCUGUCUUUCGUAAUCUGCAUGUCGAAAUGGUAGUAAGCGCG